GGACUUUGUUUCUUGCAACUUGCAGUGCGAUAAGUCUCUUUUCUUUUCCUCCUCUGUGUUCUGUCACCAGCUUCACCAUCACCUCGUCGCUUCUUUUCUGUCUUGUUUUUGCGGAUUCCUAGAUGUUCCCGGACUUUUUCCCCCACAACAAACUAACCUGGAUUAUCCUCCAAAGUCUUUAAGGGGAAAGUUGUUUUACAAGAUGGAAUUUGCACCUCUGGGAGCUUCAUAAAGACAGCCACACAGGACAGCAUAUUUCACAAAUUAGAAGAUUCGGCGGUGGCUGUGCCAUUGCCGUGCACCACCUUGUUUCCCAUGGACCUCCGGGUGGGAGAGCGGGGGGUGCGCCCUGGAUCGGACACGGCGCUCCUCACCCCCCUGCACCCACCGUUACUCCUCAGCCCGUUCUCCCAUCAGCCCCGCACCUCCUUCUCCCAACAGCAACUGCACCAGCAAAUCCGGUUUAACAUGGAGCAGAGGAGGAGAGAGCAGGAGCAGCACAAGAAACAGCAGGAGUUGCAGCAGCUAAAACACAAAGACAAGAGUCAACAGAGUGCGGUGGCCAGCUCUCUGGUCAAACAGAAACUCCAGGAGGUUAUUUUGAAUAAGCAGAAACAGGCAGCGCUGGAGAGAACAAACUCCAAUACUUUGUCCACCUCAACCAUGGCAUACAGAACACAAGGCCCAGACUCCAGUGUUUCCUCUCAGCCUUUGGUCUCGUCUCCGUCACAGCCGUCAUCUGAGGGUCCAGAGGGGACGCCACUCCGCAGGGCAGCAUCUGAGCCCAAUCUGAAGGUGAAACACAAGCUGAAGAAACACCUGAAUACCCGCAAGAGCCCCCUCACCCGCAAGGAGAGCGCCCCCCCUACUAUUAAACACAGAGUACCCGAAACACUGGACUCGUCUCCCAGCAGCAGCAGCACUCCGGUCUCCGGCUGUAGCUCCCCCAACGACAGUCUGCCCAAUGAGAAUGGGCUGCUGCCAUCUGCAGGCGGCCUGUCGCACGAGGCUCAGAAGCUGCUGCUCAGAGAUGGAACUCUUGCUAACUUCACCAUCCAGAGUCCGUCCACUCAGCCCACCAUCACACUGGGACUGCCGGCUAAUGCCAGGGCUGAUGGGGAGUUAUCGUCUCUGAAGGUGGGUCGGGUGCCCAUUGUUACUGCGGGGGGGUCACCAGUCUUCCUCCCUCUGAGUAGAGAGGAUCAGGCUGGGCAGCUGAACCCCCACCUGCCCGUCAUCAUCCUGGAGCCGUCUGGACUUGUACACACUCCUCUGCUCACUGUACCAGGUCUAGACACCGUUCCCCUCCAGUUCCCACCCCAGUUGGACCACCUGGCUCCAGGGGGCCCUCAGCCCCACAAGCCCCUGAGCAGAACACGCUCCGAGCCCCUCCCACAGAGCCCCCGGUCUCUUCACACUCAUCUCCUCCAACAGCAGCACAGCAGCCAACUACUGGAGAGACUGAAACAGCAGACUCACCUGGGCAAGCUGAUGUCCAAGUCCAGUGAGAAGCCCAGACUGCAUCAGAUCCCGUCUGAGGAGAUGGACUCCGAGGACGGUGGGGGAUCAUCACCCACAGAGCCCACCUACCCAAGCAGAGUGAGGGCGGAGUCAUUGAGGGAGGCGGAGCAAACAGCAUCCAAGAGCCACGAGGAGCAAAUCAACCUUCAGCACACACUCAUACUCAACCAGUCGUUGCUAUGGGAACAGCAGAAGCAGCUGCAGCAGUUGCAUCGGCAAAUGGAGACCCUGGCGGUUCCCAUGUUACGGAGCGGUGGUGGGGGGGUCGGUAGUGCUCUGGGGGUCCAUCGGCCUCUGUCACGCACACAGUCGUCCCCCGCCUCCACCUCUCUCACUCUACCUGAGAAACCCCUGAGCCUACCUGGACAGGAAGUCAGCAGCAAACCACGCUUCACCACGGGCCUUGUGUAUGACUCUCAGAUGCUUAAACACCAGUGUACCUGUGGUGACAACAGCAGCCACCCAGAGCAUGCUGGGAGAAUACAGAGCAUCUGGUCCCGUCUUCAGGAAAGAGGACUGAGGGGACAGUGUGAGAGUAUUCGUGGUCGUAAAGCCACUCUGGAGGAACUGCAGUCAGUGCAUACGGAGAAACAUGUGUUGCUCUACGGCACCAACCCACUCAACAGACUCAAACUGGAUAACCGCAAACUGGCUGGAAUCCUCUCUCAAAGAAUGUUUGUGAUGUUACCAUGUCGGGGUGUAGGGGUUGAUAAUGACACGAUCUGGAACGAGUCGCACACGUCCACGGCGUCACGCAUGGCGGCGGGCAGCGUCGUCGAGCUGGCUUUCCGAGUGGCUAAAGGGGAGCUGAAGAACGGCUUUGCUGUGGUCAGACCACCAGGGCACCACGCCGACCCCUCCAAUCCAAUGGGUUUCUGUUACUUCAACUCAGUGGCCAUUGCAGCCAGACAGCUUCAACAUAAGCUCAGCGUCAGUAAAAUCCUCAUAGUGGACUGGGAUGUUCACCAUGGUAACGGGACCCAGGAGGUGUUCUACAGCGACCCCAAUGUCCUCUACAUGUCACUUCACCGCUAUGAUGAUGGAAACUUCUUCCCUGGCAGUGGGUCACCGGCAGAAGUCGGCUCUGGGGCUGGUGAGGGCUUCAACGUCAACGUGGCCUGGACCGGAGGACUGGACCCCCCCAUGGGAGAUGCAGAGUACCUCGCUGCAUUCAGGACGGUGGUGAUGCCCAUCGCUCAGGAGUUCUCCCCGGACGUGGUUCUGGUCUCAGCUGGGUUUGAUGCUGCAGAGGGAAACCCGGCUCCUCUGGGAGGGUACAAGGUCUCCGCCAAAUGUUUCAGCUUCCUCACCCGCCAGCUCAUGUCUCUGGCAGGGGGUCGGGUGGUCCUGGCCCUCGAAGGAGGUCACGACCUCACAGCCAUCUGUGACGCCUCCGAGGCCUGCGUCAGUGCACUCCUGGGCAUACAGGAGCCACUGCCAGAGGAAGUCUUACUAGAGAAGCCCAACGCUAACAGUGUGCGCUCCCUGCAGACCGUCAUACAGAUCCAAAGUCAGUACUGGCAGAGUGUGAAGGCCUACAGUGGAUCGGUGGCUUUGUCCUACAUGGCUGCUCAGAGGAGAGACUGUGAGGAAGCAGAUGCUGUAAACGCCUUGGCUUCGCUCUCAGUAGGAGUUCUGUCCAACAAGAGCCUCCCUGACGAACCGAUGGAGCACGAGAGCGAGUCCAUGUAGGAGACGCCGCUCCGUCACCGUCAGGACGUCGGCCCCGCCUGUAGCCUCGGAUCUCCUACGAUGAAGGGGACUCCUUCUCUAAUGCCACUGAGCCCCGCCCACCUGCCUUAUUUAACACAUGCACAUACACCAACAGUCCAUGCUGAACUUGUGUAUACCUGCCAUAUGAGCACCUCAACGCUGAAGCCGGCCGCACUACUGCUGCUGGGAAACCUCCGGAAACCUCACCAAAGAGCAAUAGUAGACACUCUGGACAGACGUUAGUGUCCUGACUGACAGUGGACUGUGUGUAAACGAACAUUGGCUUUACAGGAACCGAGUCCAGACGCACACUCUCAGCUCGGACUCCGCUCGAAGCACCAGCAGGUUUUUUCUCAUCGCCUUAACUUUGCCUUAAAACGUAAGGACCAACAUCAGGUUUCAGGAGGAGGACGGUUCUAAAUUCCUUUCACUUGUGCCACUUUUCUUGCAACGACGAGGAUCGACGUCAGGUGAACACAUACGUACACACACCUGACGAAGAACGCCCACAACAAGAAGUGGCCCGAGCAGACGGACGGUCUGUUUCAACCAUGUCAUCACAUCCGCCGUAACCACUAAACACGUGACGACAACGAGCUCAAGGGAAAGACACAAAAUGAAGACACAAAACACACAAGUAUGGUUUUGUAGAAACAAAGAAGAGGACGAACGUCUUUUAUUGCACUGUUCAUUCCAUAAUGUGAACCAUCAGCAAUUCCAAAGCUCUGGGAAAAAAAAAAACAACAACUCCUCUUUCUUAGGUUAUUUAAAUUUUUUUUUUUUUUUUUUGGAAGAUUUGGAUGAAAUGAUGCAUGCGCUUAUUUUCUCCCGUUCAACAAAACGUCUUAUGAAGUCUUUACUUUCAAAGACACGUAUCGACCGAAAUACUGUACACAUGUAUUUCCUAUGAAGUUAAUCUUAAAAGUAGGCAAGGUAGUUUUCAAGCAGGAAACUUUUCACUGCUGCUCAGUGUCUUAGAAGCACACACACACACACACACACACACACUUGUACAAACCAAUGACGAACUAUUGAUUUACCACUAGUAUUGAAUACUGUAUAUUCUUGUUGAUAUCUGAGACUUAAUGACUGUUCAUUCCACGGCACCACUGAGGACCAUCGUAUUGUUCUGUAUUUGCAAUAACUUUAAUGCACUUAAUGGACGUCACCCAAAGACAACUGCCUUUAAACCGCCUGCACUUGGCAAAAAAAAACAAAAAACAAAACAGACUAUGAGGGACCAGUACGGAUCCAGCUCUUAUAAUCCUCCUCAGCGACACGUCAGCCUGUGGAACAUCAUUUAUGCAGACUUUUUUUUUUUUUUUUUAUACUGAAUGUCUUAAUGAUGAAUCCACUGAUGUCCACAGAUACGCUGUAGAAAUCCAUCCAAUCAGAGUGGCAUGUUCUGUUUUGUUUUGUUUUGUUUCCUUUUUAGUGUAUCUUUGACUCCAGGCCUAGUUUCAGUCUGAUAAAGGAAAACUAACAUUGCAUU
Molecule: messenger RNA, 4726 nt
Organism: Sphaeramia orbicularis (orbiculate cardinalfish)
Lineage: Eukaryota; Metazoa; Chordata; Actinopteri; Kurtiformes; Apogonidae
Gene: hdac7a
Product: histone deacetylase 7a
Exons: 26
Coding region: 316-3213 (965 amino acids)
Biological process (GO): negative regulation of transcription by RNA polymerase II
Molecular function (GO): histone deacetylase activity
Source: RefSeq, a predicted model, not a curated record